Messenger RNA from Punica granatum (pomegranate), 1345 nucleotides. Lineage: Eukaryota; Viridiplantae; Streptophyta; Magnoliopsida; Myrtales; Lythraceae. The record is from RefSeq and is a predicted model, not a curated record.
CUCAUUCCUCUCUCUCUCUCUCUACAACCCCACACUUUCUCUCUCUAAAUCUCUUUCUCUAAAACCAUCCGCUCCCUCUCAUUCCUUGAAAUCUCUUGGCCUGCCUCUCACGCCUCCUCCCUCUCUCUCUCUCUCUCUCUCUCUAAGCAGCUUUGCUUGAUUGGUUCUCUGUUCUUCUUCCUGGUAAUACUUCUUCUUCAUCGCCAUGAAAGGCAGAGUCUGCGAGCUCUGCGGAGCCGACGCCUCGCUCUACUGCUCCUCGGACUCCGCCUUCCUCUGCUUCCGCUGCGACGCCGACGUCCACGGCGCCAACUUCCUCGUCGCCCGCCACAUCCGCCACUCUGUCUGCUCCUCCUGCGGGUCCCUCGCCGAAACCCGAUUCUCCGGCUCCGGCGUCGCUCAUCGGACAAUCGUCUGCAAGUCCUGCUCCGGCGAGCGCCCACUCCCUCCGGCGGAUGACUCCGACUGUCUCUCGUCGGAGUCGGACUGUGUCUCGUGGACCGGAUCCGCCGCCGCGGCUGCUCCUGCGAAGAUCCGUCGGCCGGGCUGUAACCGUAGGCGCGAGUUGGAGAGAGUCUCCUUCUCGAGCUCGCUGACGGAGACGUCCGGGAAGGACGACUCGGCGAGGUUGCCCUCCGGUGAGGUUAGCUCCCCCGCGGCGAGGAUCGGGAGGAAAUCGUCGCUGGCCGUGGCACGGAUAGACGCCAGGGCGGAGGGCAUUUUGGGGAUUUGGCGGCAGAGGCUAGGUCUGAGCGACGGCUCGGUCGUGGACCGGGCCUCCCGAGCCCUUGGCUUAUGCGGGGGUGAAAUGACGGCCCUGCCGCUGAGGGUCCUGCUGGCGGCAGCGUUUUGGCUCGGGCUGAGGAUGUCCAGGGCCAGGAAGGAUGCCACGUGGCAGGUGCUGAUCAGGAGGCUGGAGGAAGUCUCCGGGGUUCCGGCCAAGCUGAUAGUGGCCGCUGCGGCCAAGCUCGCGCGUGCGUGCCGGGCCAGGCGGAAACUGGGCGGUGACGACCCCGAAGAAGGCUGCGCGGAGUGCUCCGUGUGAUGAACUGAUCGCGCCUUGCCAAAUACUUGUGGUGGACGCAUUAAUCAAAUGAGAUUUGUUGUACGUCAACAUUUUAGGUUGGUUCCAUGGAGAUGAUAAGAAAUUUUUGACUGUUGCAAGCAUGCUUGAAAUAACAUUUUGAUUGUGUUGGUUGUAAAGGGGAUACGAUUGUUGUUUUAUCGGGUUUUAAUGUAUUAAUUAGUACGAGGAAUGUAUUUGCGGUAACAUUGUAUGUGUACAUUUCUCGUGUCGAACCUAUACGAAAUGGUAAAGAAACAAAUCACUUUUUCGAUUUAUCCA